UCACACUCUGUCAGCCUCAACUUUAUUAGUCUCUCCUCUUUGCAUAGGUCUCAGUGAAAACCCAAUUGUUUUCAUGUUUUUAAUAAAUAUAUUCAAAAUAAAUAAUGAAAACGACAAUAACAGAUGUUUUGCGGCAAAUCGAUGCCUAUCCAAAGACUCUGGAGGAUUUCCGAGUGAAAACAUUCAGUGGAGCACUGGUCACGAUAAUAAGCUCCAUAAUAAUGGCUCUACUUUUCUUCUCGGAGCUCAGAGAUUAUUUAACACCUAAUUUGAAUGAAGAAUUAUUCGUUGACACUUCAAGAAGUUCGAAGUUGAGAAUUAAUUUGGACGUUGUUAUUCCCACAAUUUCGUGUGAUUUGUUAUCAUUAGAUGCCAUGGAUACCACUGGUGAGCAACAUCUCCAAAUAGAGCAUAAUAUUUAUAAAAGACGAUUGAAUUUGGAAGGAAAGCCAAUUGAGGAGCCAAAGAAGACAGACAUUGCUGAUACAAAAGUAACAAAGAGUGACGAGUUAGAAACUACGACUGAAACUCAGUGCGGCGAUUGCUAUGGGGCUGCCAGUGAAGAGUUGGGGAUAAAAUGCUGUAAUACAUGUGAGGACGUGAAAGAAGCUUACAGAAAAAGAAAAUGGGCAUUCCCCGAGGUAUCCACGAUAAAACAAUGUCAGAAUGACAAAUCUGCUGAGAAGAUGAAGAAUGCUUUCCUCGAGGGUUGCCAAAUUUACGGUUCCAUGGAAGUCAACAGAGUUGGAGGAAGCUUCCACAUUUCCCCUGGUGAUAGUUUCUCAAUUAAUCACGUUCAUGUCCACGACGUUCAACCCUUCACCUCGAAUCAAUUCAACAUGAGCCACAAAAUUCGUCACCUGAGUUUCGGUGUAAAUAUCCCUGGCAAAUCGAAUCCCAUGGACAAUACAACUGUUAUUGCUGAUGAAGGUGCAAUGAUGUAUCAAUAUUAUAUUAAAAUUGUUCCUACGACGUAUUUUCGAGUUGAUGGGGCUCAACUCCAGACGAAUCAGUUCUCUGUGACGAGACAUUCGAGGAAAAUUGCUAUGAUCAGCGGUGGAUCUGGGAUGCCAGGGAUUUUUUUCAGCUACGAGUUGAGUCCCUUGAUGGUGAAAUAUACUGAGAAGAAAAAAUCCUUUGGGCAUUUUGCAACGAAUGUCUGUGCCAUCAUCGGUGGAGUCUUCUCAGUAGCUGGUCUCAUUGACACUUUCUUGUACCACUCAGUUCGGGCGAUCCAGAAAAAACAAGAAUUAGGAAAAUUCAGCUAGAGGCAUUCCAGAAUUUUUGCCAAAAAAGUCGAUUGCACAUCCCCGAGGAGAAUUAUUCAAUUGCCUCGAAGUCUGAUCUUUGUAUUUUAUUAAAUCAAAAUGAAUAUAAUAAGAUAAU
This is a messenger RNA of Fopius arisanus, 1386 nucleotides long. Its product is annotated as endoplasmic reticulum-Golgi intermediate compartment protein 3. Gene Ontology annotation, cellular component: endoplasmic reticulum membrane; Golgi membrane; COPII-coated ER to Golgi transport vesicle. The record is from RefSeq and is a predicted model, not a curated record. The transcript has 8 exons. Gene Ontology annotation, biological process: endoplasmic reticulum to Golgi vesicle-mediated transport; retrograde vesicle-mediated transport, Golgi to endoplasmic reticulum. NCBI's taxonomy places the organism in Eukaryota, Metazoa, Arthropoda, Insecta, Hymenoptera, Braconidae. The coding region runs from base 105 to 1268 and encodes 387 amino acids.